CGGAGAGGAGAUGCACACGGCACUCGAGUGAGUGCAUGUUUGAGAAGAGUUGGAAAACCCCCUCAUACAGUAGCAGCAGGACGGGGGGCCCACGUAGGAGGAAACGUAUUACGGGAUCCAGAAGUGAGGGGACAAUGCGAGUCCACGUGCACACCAAGUUCUGUUUCCUGUGUGUGCUCACCUUCCUCUUCCAUCAGUGCAACCACUGCCAUGGGGAGGGGCACAGCCAUCAGCACGGUGGACAUCACCAUGCCGACCACAACCACGCCCACAGCGACCUGCAGAUUUCGGAGGCGCCGUACGUGAGAGGAGCCACCAUGUCACCAGCCUCUGCAAGUCCCCAGGGGGAUGCCCUAGAGGAGGAGCAGCGCUUCUACAUCCAGCAGCUGUUCAGGCGCUACGGCCAGAAAGACCGGCUGGAUUUCCAGGGAUUUCAGAGUCUGCUGCUUAGCUUGGGUCUGGGGGAAGUAAAGGUAGUGGGUGUGGAUCAUGAGGAUCUGGGCCAUGACCAUGUAGCCCACCUUGAUUUGCUGGAUAUGCAGGAGGGGCUUCACUCACAUUCAUCCACCACUGAAGGCCUUGAUCAGGGUCAUGGCCACGGGCACGGUCAUGGUCAUCUGCAUCCCAAGCUCGGCUCCCACCAUCCACACACAGAACGAGUUCCCACACGGUGCAGCCAGCAGACCACUGCUGCCGUUCCAGCUGCUGGUGCACCGACAGGGCAUGACCAUAAACAUGAUCACGAUCACGAUCAUGGACAUGAUGCAGAACACGAUCAUGAUCACACCAAGGUAAAGAACAGUGACCAUAAACAUUCUGAGGGACAUGUGCAGGACAGAGAUGUCCAUGAUCACGCACAUGACAAAGAGCACAAACAUGAGCAGGUACAAGUGCAGUCUAACCACAAGGACCUGACUUCUCAACCUCACCGUGAUCAUGACCACAAUGAUCAUGAGCACGGUGAUCAUGACCACAAUGAUCAUGAGCACGGUGAUCAUGACCACAAUGAUCAUGAGCACGGAGAUCAUGAACAAGACCACAAUCAUGUUCAUCAAAUACAGGUCGGAACAGACAUUCCUCCCAUCAGCCAAGAACAGGAGCCCUCGGCCCAAUUGGAGCCGUCCCAAGCCCCUCAGGAGCUACAGACCUCUCCUUCCCCGACAGAAAGCCGGAUCAAGAAGCCCAGAAAUCCAGCACAGGUCAGGGGACGGCGAGGGCGAAACAGAACCCCUUCUCCUCUCCCCCCACCAUCCGAUGACCAUGACCACAAACACGAGCACAGACACGGGCACAGUCAUUCUCAUAAAGAUAAAAGAGAAGCACCUGGAGGGUCCGCCACCCCCACUCUGCAGAUCCCUGUCCUGUCCGGGCAUAUAGGUGGACUGUCACAUCAGCAUGAGGAGUGUUUGAACCUCACUCAGCUCCUCACAUACUACGGCCUGAGUCCUGACUCACUCAUCUCCCCCAGCCAGUUCACCUACCUGUGUCCUGCCCUGCUCUACCAGAUAGACAGUCGCGUCUGCAUCCGCCAUUACCACCAGAUGGAUGUUGAGCAGGAGGCCUUGGAGCCCGUCAGUUCUGUGUGGGUCUGGGUCUGGGGCUUUUUGUCCAUCACCAUCAUCAGCCUGCUGUCUCUGCUGGGCGUCGUGCUCGUGCCCAUCCUCAACCAGUCCUGCUUCAAGUUCCUGCUCACCUUUCUGGUGGCGCUGGCAGUGGGCACGCUCAGUGGAGACGCUCUCCUUCACCUGCUGCCUCACUCUCAAGGGCAGCACGACCACAGCGAGCCUGGGACCAGCCAUGACACCGAUCUGGUAACAGCCUUUGAUGGAGUGUGGAAGGGGCUAACGGCGCUGGCCGGCAUCUACCUCCUCUUCAUCAUCGAACACUGUAUCGGCAUGUUUAAGCACUACAAAGACCAAGGGGGCAUGAAGAAGGUGAACGAGGAAGGGAAGAUUGGCAGGAAGUUGUCAGAUCACAAGUUAAAUCGGCGCUCAGAUGCGGAGUGGCUGCACCUGAAGCCACUCAGUGAAGAUCCUGACAGCACGGCCGUCUCCUGUAACAACGGUCACAACGACACGCAACUCACGGAGGUCCAGACGCCGCUGGCGCCCACAAACCCCCAAGAGGACUACCAGUCGCCCACCAAGGAGAACGGACGCAAGGCAAAGAAUCACAGUCACGGACACGGACACUCUCAUGGUGGGAACUGCCACUCAGACCAGGAGAUGAAGGAUGCUGGUAUAGCCAGCAUCGCCUGGAUGGUUAUUAUGGGCGACGGCAUGCAUAACUUCAGUGACGGCCUGGCUAUAGGCGCAGCAUUUAGUGCGAACCUGACAGGAGGCAUCAGCACGUCAGUGGCCGUCUUCUGCCACGAAUUACCUCAUGAACUCGGUGACUUUGCGGUGCUGCUGAAAGCCGGGAUGACGGUGAAGCAGGCCAUCGUCUACAAUCUGCUGUCCGCCCUCAUGGCCUACGUUGGCAUGCUGAUUGGCACAGUAGUGGGCCAGUACACGCACAAUGUCACCAACUGGAUCUUUGCCAUCACAGCUGGCAUGUUCCUUUAUGUGGCUCUGGUGGAUAUGCUGCCAGAAAUGCUUCACGGGGACAGCGAGGACCACAAGCGGUGCCAGCUGGGACACUUUGUCCUGCAGAACCUGGGCAUGCUGACCGGGUUCGGCAUCAUGCUGCUCAUCGCCAUCUUCGAAGACCGCAUCGUUUUCGAUUUUGGCUUUUAGCGGAGGAGAGAGGGAAGGGGAGAGCUGGAUGCUUCAGUGUUGCUCUUGGCCUUGACACGCUUUGUUUGCAGUGUAACGGUCCAGCCUUGCAUGCAGUGUGAGUCUCGUUCAUGGCCCGUGCCUCCAUUCCAAAAUGUGCAGCGGUAGUUUAUGCAUAUCUCAUCUCAUGCCUCUGCUAGUGAUGUUUACACUCCGCCGCCACCUCUCCUCUGUCAGUCCCCAUCUGUCUGUUCCCUGUGCAGCAAAAAAAAAAAAGAAAGAAUGAAAGAAGAGUGAGGCUGCACUCCAGCCAGAAAACACCACCUCUGCUCUGAAACAGUAAGCUCCGUCUUUUAAAAAACGAGCUGUAGACAGUCAGGUGGUGCAGGACGCAGCUGCCUCGGCCCAGCAGCCCGUCCGUCAUCACCUGUUGUUAGCGUGUUGUCGUCGUAGCCCUCCUGCGUCCUCAUCUCUUACCCACCCUGUGCCGUGUCCCGUCAUCCGUGCCUCGUACAUCUGUCGGUGUGUGUCCCGCCCGCCAUCCAUCACCAGCUUUUGAUGCCAUCACGCUGUGUAUCAAACAUCUCAUGGCUCUGUGUGCCGAGCCCUGGCCACUGGAGCAGCACCACGGCUGCACCGCAUGCCGUCGCAGUGCCGUCAAAGAGACGCAGAGCUCAGUUUAGCCUGCUGCUACAUCUGGAAUAAACCUUUUAUCUCGUGCUGCUUCACCAGCAAAAUGUUUUGCCAGCUUUUGUCAAAACCGAAAAGGGUCCCCCCCCAACUGUACGUGGGAGAAGAUCUAAAUGGUGUAGUGUUCUUUUUUUUUUUUUUUUUUUUUUUUUUUGCUGCAACUUUUUCCCUUUAUUACUUUUGAGUUAUGUUUAAUUGUCUUAAUUAGAUUAAUCUGGGGGGGAUUAUUAAACUUUUGUAGUUCAUAGUUACAACUAACAGCUGCCAAAGCCUUUACAAAUUAGCAUUUACAGUAAUCAGUGUUUUUGUUUUAUUUAGAAACUACGUCACAAGUGUUAGAGCAAGUGUUUUUUUUUAAGGGUUUGACAAUCUGUAGCCAAAUGAGACAUAUCCCUGUCAGGCCUUUAUAUUUUAUCAUUCUUUAGAAGAAUCAGCAGCUUCAAAAUAUGAUAAACUACCUAACCUCAUCUUCAUCAACAAGUGUUGUAGUUUACUAGAUUCAUUUAGGGUGCCUCUAUGAGUUCCUUAAAGGUGCUUUGUCUGGUGGGACCACCCUGCAGUGGACAUUCAAUUACAGUAGCAGGUUGAGUUGUUAGACUAGUGCAGAUUACUUGAUGUACUAUGAAUACAUGAGGUCGUUAUACCCUCAAUAGUUGAGCAGCUAAAAGCGAAGGUUGGCUCUUGAUAACAUUUAUGAAAGUUCCUCUGUUGGAAGAGUGGCAGACCGUCCUGACAAUCGGAGACAGACCAAGCUAAAGACAGGACUCCUUGCAUUCAAAUCAGCAUUCCCUGCACCUGUGAUGGAUCAGUCAGAUCAUUAGUAUUGCCGUUAUUAUUACUGAUACUUUAUUUUUUAUGGCUGUGAACAUUAUAGUCAGUGUGGUGACUGUGCCAAACCUGACUCCAGUGUGGAAUUUCAGCGGCUGGUGCUUGACACUGACCCCCCCACUGACCCCCCCCCCCCCCCAAAACCCCUACAUUCCAUUGGCUGUUCUGCGGCUCACAUGCUAAGCUAGCUAGCCUAGCUUCAGCUGCCUGAGCACACAGAUACUGUGUGGCUUCAUUUAUCCUGUCACUGUGUGACAUCUGUCGUCUACGUCUUAACUGGCUGUAAAUCAUCAUCAGUCACGUCGAACUCACGUCGUCGAUCUGACUGAAUCAUGCAUGAAGCAUGAGCGAAGCGGUACAGACAUUGCGUCGAGUGUGAAAUUGUUUUCAUCCUUUGUACUGCAUAGUUAAAACGUUUUGUUCAUUUUUAAUUUAAGUGUAUGUGAAGAUCCUGAGACGUUCUUUGGGGCUGGUGUUACAAGCCUUUUUUUUUUUUUUUUUUAAUCUUGUGUUCAUAUUUAAAUUUGAUGCAAAAAUGAAGUGGUUAAAAAGGACCUGAAUGUAAUUUCAUUCUAUUCUAACAUCAAAUAAGCUCAUCAUUUGCCAUCUUUAAAACAGGAGUUUAUAUUAUUCACUCAUUUCUUACACUAUCCAUAGUGGUUUUUAAAAUUUUGGGUUGCCUUUUUUGAACCAGCAUUUACCCAGUGUUACCCAGUAUAAAUUAAACUGUCCUGUCAUGUAUUUGAUAAAAGUCAGUGACACUUAAGACUCUAUGCCCCAAAUACAAAGUUUCUUCACUGUUUAUUGGACAAAAAAAAAACUGUCCUUAAGUUCCAAGUCUGUCUCAUUUUUGCUUUGUUGUAUGUGACUUUGUUUAGUGAUCUGGAUAGAAAAUGUAAAAUGUGACAUCCGUGCUGUUUGCCUGUCUGUGCAUUCUCCCCAUUACGAAAAAGAAAAUAAAUUCUGAUAAGAGCCCUGA
This is a messenger RNA of Toxotes jaculatrix (banded archerfish), 5211 nucleotides long. RefSeq names its product solute carrier family 39 member 10 (gene slc39a10). Gene Ontology annotation, biological process: intracellular zinc ion homeostasis; zinc ion import across plasma membrane; positive regulation of B cell receptor signaling pathway. Lineage: Eukaryota; Metazoa; Chordata; Actinopteri; Toxotidae. The coding region runs from base 36 to 2735 and encodes 899 amino acids. Gene Ontology annotation, molecular function: zinc ion transmembrane transporter activity. The transcript is spliced from 11 exons. Gene Ontology annotation, cellular component: membrane. The record is from RefSeq and is a predicted model, not a curated record.